GGGAGAGAGGGAUACUGAGAGCAUCAUCGAUGGCCCAGUCACAGGGGGAGCUGACACAGUGGUUUAUACAGCAGAGCUGUGAGACUGAUUGACCCCCUCAACACUUCUCCAUUUGGUGCUACAAUAACACAGCCAUGCCACCCCCAGCUGACAUCGUGAAGGUGGCUAUUGAGUGGCCGGGUGCUAAUGCUCAGCUUAUAGAGAUGGAUCAGAAAAGACCUUUGUCCUCAAUAAUACGGGAAGUAUGUGAUGGCUGGUCUUUGUCAGGCUCAGAGCAGUUUGCUCUGCGUUAUGCUGAUGGGCCACAGCUUUAUAUCACUGAGCAGAGCCGCGGUGAAAUCAAAAACGGGACCAUCCUUCGAUUAGCCAUUUCACCUGCUCGGGCUGCUCGUCAGCUCCUGGAGAGGAUCCAGUCCCACGGUAUCGACGCUCGCCUUGAGGCUCUGAAAGAGCUCGCCAAGCUGUCAGCAGACCCAACCUUCGCCACAGAGUUCAUCAACAUGGAAGGCAUUGGGACACUGGCACGUCUUGUAGAGAGUGGCACCCACUUCGGUGAAAUGUUGGCCUUCACUCUCACUGCCUUCCUGGAACUAAUGGAUCAUGGCAUUGUGUCCUGGGACCUUAUUUCGCUCUCCUUCAUCAAACAGAUCGCAGGGUAUGUGAACCAGCCAAUGGUGGAUGUGUCCAUCCUGCAGCGUUCUCUGGCCAUCCUGGAGAGCAUGGUCCUUAACAGCCACAGCCUCUACCAUCGAGUGGCCCAGGAAAUCACCGUGGGACAGCUCAUCGGGCACCUGCAAGUGUCAAAUCAGGAGAUCCAGACCUACGCCAUCGCCCUCAUCAAUGCUCUGUUCCUGAAGGCACCAGAGGACAGACGGCAGGAGGAGUAUACUAACCCGCUGGAGCAGCACCUCACUGAAAUGGCAAGCACUCUGGCCCAGAAACACCUGCGAUCCAUCAUCCUCAAUCAUGUUAUAAGAGGAAAUCGACCAAUCAAAGCAGAAAUGGCACAUCAGCUGUAUGUGCUGCAGGUGUUGACCUUUAACCUUUUGGAAGAACGAAUGAUGACCAAAAUGGAUCCUAAUGAUCAGGCCCAGAGAGAUAUCAUUUUUGAGCUGCGUAGGAUCGCCUUUGAUGGAGAAAAUGACCCCACUGGUACAGAGAAGAGAAAGGCCAUGUACACCAAGGACUACAAGAUGCUGGGUUUCACUAACCAUGUGAACCCAGCCAUGGAUUUCACCCAGACUCCUCCUGGGAUGCUGGCUCUGGAUAACAUGCUGUAUCUGGCCAAAGUUCACCAGGACACGUACAUCAGGAUUGUCCUGGAGAACAGCAGCCGAGAGGACAAGCAUGAAUGUCCCUUUGGCCGGUGUGCCAUCGAACUCACUCGAAUGUUGUGCGAAAUACUCCAGGUUGGAGAGUUGCCUAAUGAAGGCUGCAAUGACUACCACCCCAUGUUCUUUACCCAUGACCGGGCAUGGGAGGAGUUCUUCUGUGUCUGUAUCCAGCUGCUUAAUAAAACCUGGAAAGAGAUGAGGGCCACAACUGAGGACUUCAACAAGGUGAUGCAGGUGGUCCGUGAGCAGAUCACCAGGGCUCUGGCAAUGAAGCCGUCGUCUUUAGACCAGCUGAAGAAUAAACUGCGAGGCCUCAACUAUUCAGAGAUCCUGCGUCUGCGGCAGUCAGAGAGAAUGAGCCAAGACGACUUCCAGUCUCCACCUAUCAUUGAGCUGCGGGAGAGAAUUCAGCCCGAGAUCCUAGAGCUCAUCAAGCAACAGCGACUCAACCGGCUGUGUGAGGGAAGCUGCUUUCGUAAGCUGGGGAACCGCCGAAGGCAAGAGAAGUUUUGGUUCUGCAGACUCUCACUGAAUCACAAAGUGCUGCACUAUGGGGACCUUGAUGAGUCUCCUCAGGGUGAAGUGCCUUUUGAACUCCUCAGUGACAAGAUCCCCGUAUCAGAUAUCAAGUCUGUGGUAACAGGGAAGGACUGCCCUCACAUGAAAGAAAAAAGUGCUCUGAAACAAAACAAGGAGGUGCUGGAGUUGGCCUUUUCUGUCCUCUAUGAUCCCGAUGAGACGCUCAAUUUUGUUGCACCCAACAAGUAUGAGUACUGCAUCUGGACUGAUGGGCUGUGUGCGCUGCUGGGCAGAGAGAUGGGCAGUGACCUGACGCGCAGUGACCUAGAUACUCUCAUCAGCAUGGAGAUGAAGCUCCGCCUCCUCGACCUUGAGAACAUCACUAUCCCCGAGGCCCCGCCUCCUGUGCCGAAGGAGCCUAGCUCGUAUAACUUCACAUACAACUACAGCUGAGAUGUGUGUGUGUGUGCGUGCGUGUGUGCGCGUUUGCACUGCAUGUGUGUGUUUAUCAAGGACAA
This is a messenger RNA of Toxotes jaculatrix (banded archerfish), 2371 nucleotides long. RefSeq names its product engulfment and cell motility 2 (gene elmo2). Bases 135 to 2306 code for a protein of 723 amino acids. The record is from RefSeq and is a predicted model, not a curated record. Gene Ontology annotation, biological process: cell motility; actin filament organization. The transcript has 23 exons. NCBI's taxonomy places the organism in Eukaryota, Metazoa, Chordata, Actinopteri, Toxotidae.